AUGUCGACAGUGUCCGCUGCUGCAGUGGAGCCCGCCGCCGUUACAGAGAGCGGUGAGCAGAAGAAGCCACUUAGGCCUUGCUGCGCUUGUCCUGAAACCAAGAAAGUCAGAGACGCAUGCAUCAUCGAAAAGGGUGAAGAGAACUGCACGGAACUCAUCGAGGCUCACAAAGACUGCAUGAGGCAGCUGGGAUUCAAGAUUUAA
Messenger RNA from Nerophis lumbriciformis (worm pipefish), 204 nucleotides. NCBI's taxonomy places the organism in Eukaryota, Metazoa, Chordata, Actinopteri, Syngnathiformes, Syngnathidae. The record is from RefSeq and is a predicted model, not a curated record.